Molecule: messenger RNA, 3618 nt
Organism: Fusarium venenatum
Lineage: Eukaryota; Fungi; Ascomycota; Sordariomycetes; Hypocreales; Nectriaceae
Biological process (GO): phosphorylation; phosphorelay signal transduction system
Molecular function (GO): protein binding; phosphorelay sensor kinase activity
Source: RefSeq, a predicted model, not a curated record
AUGGCAACCCUUACAGAGUGUGUUGAGGUGCCUAAGCAAACCGUCGUCUCCGAAGCGACUCGGGAACGAGAGACUUUUAGAUAUGACGACUCACUCUUUACAAACGUUCGCCACAAUAACUCUGGUUCACCAAUUCCUCAAUCUGAACUCGUCACAUGCUCAGAUGUCAUCUUCACGGCCCUCGCCCGGCUAGCCGCUUCACAAACCGGCGCAGCAAAGUCAAUGAUCUCUUUGUUUGACCAGACUCAUCAGUACAUCAUCGCUGAAGCCUCUGCUACCACACCUCUGGUUCCCAAUCUGGGAUAUGAUUCCCAUCAUGAGACUCUCUGGCAUUGCGGGACUGCCAUUCCUCGCUCCCACAGCGCCUGCGAAAACACUUUAUGCUCCGAUGACCCUCCCGAGUCUGGCCCUGAUGGAUUCAAAGCUUCCCACCAAUUGCCAGUCAUUGUCGUUGACGAUGUCACGACUCAUCCAGAGUACUCAGCAAAGCCGUACUGUCGACCUGGAGGUGCAGCAAGAUUUUACGCUGCUGUGCCGAUCCGGACUGACCGGGGUGUCAACAUCGGUGUUAUCUGCGUUAUUGAUACGAAGCCGGCUCUACCUUGGGAUUAUCAAAUGUCUAGAAUGAUGAGAGAGCUUUCGAAGGCUGUGACAGAGCAUCUUGAGACCAUCAGCCUCAAAAGUAACCAACGGCGAAGUGAGAAAAAAGCCACAGGCCUAACAGCUUUUGUCGAGGGAGAUGUACAACCGGGCCUUUCAGCAAAAGCCCGACGCGAGAACGAGAAGCGGCUCAAUGGCGUUUCUAAACCUCAAAGGCCGAGGAUCGAGGACAUACAGAGCACUCUGGGAGGCAUGGACAUCGAGUCAUCUACACCCGUCACCAAUCCUCAGGAAUCGACCAACGGGCAAGAGAAGAAGAGUACGCAAACUGUGCUACCAGCUUCCGAUGGGGUUUCUGUUUACCAUAAUCCAAGUCAAGGCCUAGAAACUCCACGAGAAGCAUUCUCCAAAGCAGCUCGUAUAGUAAAAGAUUCUAUAGAGAUUGAUGGAUGUAUGUUCGUGAACGCAGAUAUGCUCGAGUUCUCCACUACUGGAGCCUCGAAUGAAUGGAUGGAAGAGGAUGCGCCGACUCGACGACGGUCAACUUUCAGUCAUCAUGACAGCGAAGAUACGUACACGACUGGCUCAUCCGAAGAUCGUUCGCGUCCCUCAUGCCAAGUACUUGGAUCGUCAGAGGAAGAUACGCUGAAAUGUCAACGUGCUUGUGUUUCUCUUCCGCAAGCCCUUCUUGCCCGCAUGAUCCGACGGUAUCCCAAGGGCCACAUUUUCAACCUCGACGCCAAUGGAGAUCUACAGCCUGAUGAACUAUCUGACGAAUCAAACCACCGCGCUCUAACUAACGGUCAGGACAAAAACCAAUCGUAUGGAGAUGUCGACAACAAACAGGAAAAUCAACUCAGGAUCCAGAGGCGAGAAGCAAAUAUCCUCCGCGAAACUUUCCCAGGAUCUCGCAGCGUCGCCUUUGUUCCUAUCUGGGACUUGCGCAAGAAGCGGUGGUCCGCUGGCGGAUUCAUAUACUCUUUUAACAUCAAACGUAGCUUUACCAUCGAUCUGGAUCUCAGCUAUCUCAGAGCCCUUGGUAUGCUUGCCGCAGCUGAAGCAUUCAGACUUGAGACUUUGGCGGCAGACAGGGCCAAGACUGACACUCUUGGCUCGUUGUCUCAUGAGCUAAGGUCGCCACUUCAUGGUGCUGUCCUCAGCGUUGAGCUACUUAACGAUACUGAUCUUAGCAUUCCACAACAAAAUAUCGUCCGCACAAUUGAGACCUGCUGUCGAACGCUUUCUGAUACCAUUGAUCACCUUCUCGAAUAUUCAAAGGUCAACAAGCCUCUACCACAGGAAGGCGCUCGGGAAAGCCAAUCCGAUAGAUACGGUCUUAGUAAAGCACCAACUAUUGGAGGCCCGCCCAACCCAUCAAGAAAGGUUGUUCAGCUCGACGUACUGGCUGAAGAGGUUCUAGAAAGUGUGUAUGCUGGUUUUAACUUCCAACAUGUUUCUCUAGCGCAAGCGGCUCAGUCGACAAGUCAACCACCGCGACGCCCCGGCUACACAUCGAUACGCCGGAUGGACACCAUGCAAGCUAUGGAAGAGCUCCGAACACCAGUCAAGGAUCGAGGUAGCAUCGAGACGAAAAUCGGAGACGUGGAGAUCUUUUUGGUCAUCGAUUCACGACCAUCGUGGGGAUUUUACACACAGCCUGGGCCGGUGCGUCGUAUCAUCAUGAAUCUGUUCGGAAACUCGCUCAAAUACACUACCGCGGGGUUAAUCCGAGUGUCUCUGGAACAGACAGGCGCUCUAGGGACUGACGACACCGAUUGCUGGGUGACCAUCACGGUUUCAGACACGGGAAUAGGCAUCAGCGACGACUUUUUACGAAACGGCCUGUUCAAACCCUUCUCACAGGAGAACCAUUUAUCUCCCGGUACAGGCCUCGGACUGAGCUUCGUCAAGCAAAUUGCAGCACAGUUUGGCGGUCAGAUAUCAGUGAAAAGUCGAGUGGGUACGGGCACCACUGUAACAGUCAGACUGCCUAUGAAGCUAGCCGAUAAUUGCCACAGGGGAGUUUGCGAAGUCCGACAAAGAGAAGAAGAGUUUGAGGCGCAGACGGAUAAGUUACGUGGACUGCGCGUCAAGGUGAUCGAUUUCGGAAACAAUGAGAGUGAUUCUUCUGGAACGAAGAUGGAAUCACCUUGUCAACUUGUGCGGAACAUGUGCAACGAGUGGCUUGGCAUGCAGGUCAACACUGGUUUUGAGACGCCAUGUUUGAUGCCUGACCUUGCUAUAUGGUCUGAACAAGGUUUCGAAAGCCCUUUUGAUCAACAGGAUACGAUGCCUGAUGUUCCAAAUAUUGUGGUCUGCGCGAAUGCCCUUACUGUUCAUCAGUAUGCCUGUGGAACCAAGGCAAUACCGAGGCCCGGUAUAUUUGAAUUCAUCUCUCAGCCUCUCGGUCCUCGCAAACUAGCAAAGGCAUGCUCGCUGGCCCUCUACCGCUGGACGGUUGCACAAACAUCCACCGACUCUCCGACAACUGCACCUCCAGACCAAGAUUCCCUCACUGUACCCGAAAACAUCGCCUCCUCCAUUCCCCAUCCUACAUCACCCUUUCCUCUUAGCGCCGAACCAACACCGACACAAACUACUCAAGGCUACUUCCGUAAUCCCGAAUUUCUCCUAGUCGACGACAACUUUAUCAACCUGAAAAUCCUUUCCUCAUACAUGAAGAAACUUAAACAACCCUACCAGACCGCCUCUGAUGGCCUCCAAGCGGUGACAGCCUAUGAAGCAGAUCCAGGAAGGUACACAUGCGUCCUGAUGGAUAUCUCGAUGCCUGUGAUGGACGGCUUUGAAGCUACACGUAGAAUCCGUGCUUUCGAAACGCAGCAGGGGCUCAGGCCGGCUUUGAUAUUGGCGCUUACGGGGUUGGCUUCUGAAGAGGCGCAGAGGGAGGCUGAGGUCAGUGGGCUGGAUUUGUUCCUUACAAAGCCUGUUAGGUUGAAAGAAUUGGGACCGAUUCUGAGGGCCAAGGGGGUUCUGGAAGAGGAGUCAAAUGUGGGAUAG